Cynocephalus volans (Philippine flying lemur) is the source of this 1821-nucleotide messenger RNA. RefSeq names its product tetraspanin 6 (gene TSPAN6). Gene Ontology annotation, cellular component: plasma membrane. Lineage: Eukaryota; Metazoa; Chordata; Mammalia; Dermoptera; Cynocephalidae. The record is from RefSeq and is a predicted model, not a curated record. The coding region runs from base 182 to 919 and encodes 245 amino acids. The transcript is spliced from 8 exons.
AUUGUCGCCACUUUCCGGACAGCCUCCCGGACUUUACCCUCUAGAAAAUUGUACGGUGUUUCCGGCUCUUCUCAGUUGUAGACGCUCGUAAGUUUUCGGCAGUUUCCGGGAAAACUCGGGCACUCCGCGUCUAGCUCUGGCCCGAUCGUCCCGUGCGGUGGUGCAGGGUCUCGGGCUAGUCAUGGCGUCCCCGUCUCGGAGACUGCAGACCAAACCAGUCAUUACUUGUUUCAAGAGCGUCCUCCUGAUCUACACUUUCAUCUUCUGGAUCACUGGUGUUAUCCUUCUUGCCGUUGGCAUUUGGGGCAAGGUGAGCCUGGAGAAUUAUUUUUCCCUUUUAAAUGAGAAGGCCACCAAUGUCCCCUUCGUGCUGAUUGGCACUGGCACUGUCAUUAUUCUUUUGGGCACCUUUGGUUGUUUUGCUACCUGCCGAGCUUCUGCAUGGAUGCUAAAGCUGUAUGCAAUGUUUCUGACUCUCAUUUUUUUGGUUGAACUGGUCGCUGCCAUCGUAGGAUUUGUUUUCAGGCAUGAGAUUAAGAACAGUUUUAAGAAUAAUUAUGAGAAGGCUUUGAAGCAAUAUAAUUCUACAGGAGAUUAUAGAAGCGAUGCAGUAGACAAGAUCCAAAGUACGUUGCGUUGUUGUGGUGUCACCGAUUAUAGAGAUUGGAAAGAUACGAAUUAUUACUCAGAAAAAGGAUUUCCCAAGAGUUGCUGUAAACUUGAAGACUGUUCUCCGCAGAGAGAUGCAGAUAAAGUAAACAAUGAAGGUUGUUUUAUAAAGGUGAUGACCAUUAUAGAGUCAGAAAUGGGAGUAGUUGCAGGAAUUUCCUUUGGAGUUGCUUGCUUCCAGCUGAUUGGAAUCUUUCUAGCCUACUGCCUAUCUCGCGCCAUAACAAAUAACCAGUAUGAGAUAGUGUAACCAGCAUAUCUGCGGGCUUACUCCUCUCCAACUUUAAGGACACUUAGGUUUCCCCCUGUGAACUACCAGGUCGCCUGGAUGGAAGACGACAGUAUUUACUGAUAGACGGAAAAACUACACUAAUAGGCUGAUUCAAUCAAAAUAUUUGUUCAAUAUGUUUUAAGUCCACCUUCUGUCCCAUUCAUGUUAGAUCAUUGAAACUCUGAAUCAUUCGGAAACACUGGAAGAGCUAGUAAAUUGUAAAUGGACUAAUACUGUGUUCCUCUUGACUUUUAUUUUUCUCAGUGUGGAGCCUUUGAAAGGCACUGUGAAUUUGCUAUUUUGAUGUUGUGUCACAAGAUGGAAAAUUGAUCCCUCUGAAUUUUCUAUUGAUGUAGUGUGAUAGAAAAUUAACCUCUCUGAACUGGCUCCUUCCCAGCCAAGGUUAUCUGGUUUGAUUGUAUAAUUUGCACCAAGAAGUUAAAAUGUUUUAUUGGUUUCUGUUCUGCUGACGAGCAAAGAGUCACAUUGUAUAAUUUAAUUCCAGUCAGUCAUUGGAUGGCACCCAUCAUCAGAGUUGCCUGAUGGUGGUAACAGUCUGAGGCCUCAGGUCUCAGGCACCCAAGACUAUAACGGACUACCGAAGUCCUGUGAUACAUUAGGUUUCAGCACACAAUUUACAUUUCUUUGCCUCCAAAUUAAGGUGUUUAUACCGAUGUUUAUAUUUUCCCUAUUGUUUGAAAGGUUCUAAUUAUUACUUUAAUGGUGUCGGAAUUAUUGUAUUUUUCUUAGGAAUUUAAUGGAACUUAUCUUCAUUAGCUUUAGCUGGUAUUUCCUUACCACGUUGAUAUGACAUAAUUGUCAAUGUUAUGGCCAACUGUAAUAGUCUUAGUUUUGGUUUGUGCCCUUGAUUAAUAAAUAUA